Messenger RNA from Guillardia theta CCMP2712, 267 nucleotides. RefSeq lists its product as hypothetical. Lineage: Eukaryota; Cryptophyceae; Pyrenomonadales; Geminigeraceae. Bases 1 to 267 code for a protein of 88 amino acids. The transcript is spliced from 2 exons. The record is from RefSeq and is a predicted model, not a curated record.
AUGGGAAUAUCUCUUACUGCAUUUAAGAGCGCAUGCCGGAGGGUGGGGCUAUCAAGAUGGCCAUACCUAAGGAAGCACGACUCGGUUGAAAAGAUGUCCACCAGUUCCUCCUCCUCCCCUGCCUCCGUGUGCAUGGUGGAGCAGGCAGAAGACAUGGGCCAGACAACUUUCGACGAAGCGAUUUAUUGUGCCGUCGGCUCAAAGCAAGUUCCCAACCCGUCGCUGUUCAAUGACGCUUUCUUACACGUAGCCGGUGAAUGGUUCUAA